Molecule: messenger RNA, 896 nt
Organism: Felis catus (domestic cat)
Lineage: Eukaryota; Metazoa; Chordata; Mammalia; Carnivora; Felidae
Product: cancer/testis antigen 1-like
Exons: 3
Coding region: 191-604 (137 amino acids)
Source: RefSeq, a predicted model, not a curated record
CCGGAAACAGUCACGUGCCAGUGGCCUACAGGAGGGGAUUCUGGGCAUUAGCCUCCGGCCGGUUUGCGCAGGUGCGCGGGGAGCGCAGGUGACGUCACCCGCUUCCCGAGGGAGCCUCGUUAGUUCGUGCGUUCGUUCGUUCGUUCGUUCGUUCCCUCGGCGGUUCAGCCGAAGUCCAGGCCGGGGAACCAUGGAGGCCACAGAUCGAGGCGCAGGCGGUGGGGCCGGCGGUCCCGAGGGUCAGCGUGGCCCGGGAGACCCCGGUGUCCCAGAUGGCCCCGGAGGCCACGAGGGCCCCGGCGGUGGAGGUGGUGAGGGAGAGGAGUGUGCCGCGGCCGGUGCGGCCCCGCGGGUCGCGCAGGCGCCAUGUGCUCCCGUCCCGGGCGCAGCUGCCGUGCCAGGGCUUGGCGGACACCCUUUGCCGGGACCCCGUGGGCACAGCGGGCCCACAGCCGGAGGGCCGGGGAGCCAGCCGCUGCAGUUCUACCAGCUACGUCACCAUGCCUUUCCCGUCACCCACGGAGGCACAGGUGGCCCACCAGUGUCUGGCAACACAGGGCCAGCCCCAGGUCGGGGCAGUUCGGAAGGAGUUCACGACGACUGACUGCCGAAGACCCUGGCCAACUCCAGGUUUCCAUCGCCUCCUGUCUUGACCAGCUUUCCCUGUUGGUUUGGACCAUGCAGCGCUUCGUGCCCCCGUUUUUCACAUUGCCGGAGCCAGGCAAAAGGGGCUAAUUGUAACCUAGCGUCCCUUCCUUCCCUAGGGCGUCCAUUCCGAUGCUGGUUGCCGCUUUAUUACGGGGGUCUAAUUGUUCGUAUUGGACUUUGGGCCUUGUUUUUCCCCAUUGCUGGAGGAGGGGCGUUCUUACAGCAGAAAAUAAAACUAUUUUUCCGCA